Molecule: messenger RNA, 3308 nt
Organism: Thalassophryne amazonica
Lineage: Eukaryota; Metazoa; Chordata; Actinopteri; Batrachoidiformes; Batrachoididae
Product: ephrin type-B receptor 1-like
Exons: 20
Coding region: 129-3212 (1027 amino acids)
Biological process (GO): cell surface receptor protein tyrosine kinase signaling pathway; axon guidance; protein phosphorylation
Cellular component (GO): neuron projection; plasma membrane
Molecular function (GO): protein binding; ATP binding; transmembrane-ephrin receptor activity
Source: RefSeq, a predicted model, not a curated record
AGAGAAGUGUUUGGGUUCCUGUGUGUCUGAUUCAGUCCUCGCUGCGCGCACGGAUCCCUGACAUGUGACUUUUCACCGGAGGACUACAGCUCGGUUCAGCGGGGUUUCUGCGGCUUGUCAUCCGGAGGAUGGGAGCGGAGAGGCGGGGAGAGGCUGCGGCCGUGCCGGCCUGCCGGGCUGCGGUGCUUCUCUGUGCCGUGGCUUCGGUUUUCGCAGUGGAAGAGACAGUGAUGGAUACAAGGACAGCGACAGCUGAGCUUGGCUGGAUAUCGUUUCCUGCCAAUGGGUGGGAGGAGGUGAGCGGCUAUGACGAGAACCUCAACACCAUCAGGACAUACCAGGUGUGCAACGUCUUCGAGCCCAGCCAGAAUAAUUGGCUCCUCACCACUUACAUAGACCGUCGGGCGGCACAGCGCAUCUAUGUGGAGAUUCGCUUCACUGUCCGUGACUGCGCUUCCAUCCCUAGUGUUCUGGGCUCCUGCAAAGAGACAUUUAACCUGUACUACCUGGAGACUGACAGGGCCGUGUCAGAGGGCAUCAAAGGGGUGGAGUACUGGGCCAACGCCCCAUUUCUGAAGGUGGACACCAUUGCAGCAGAUGAGAGUUUCUCCCAGGUUGAUUUUGGGGGAAGGCUGAUGAAGGUGAAUACAGAAAUUCGCAGUUUCGGCCCGUUAUCCAGAGGCAGAGGUUUCCACUUGGCUUUCCAGGAUCUGGGUGCUUGCAUGUCCCUUCUGGCUGUCAGAGUGUUCUACAAGAAAUGUCCCAGCAUUGUGCAGAAUUUUGCCUUUUUCCCAGAGACACUAACUGGAGCCGAGUCCACUUCAUUAGUCAUCGCCAGAGGAAACUGUAUCCCAAACGCAGAGGAAGUGGACGUACCCAUCAAGCUUUACUGUAACGGAGAUGGAGAGUGGAUGGUCCCCAUCGGCAGCUGCAGCUGCAAGGCGGGUUAUGAACCAGACAAUGGCAACGUGUGUAGAGCUUGUCCUCAGGGCACCUUUAAAGCCUUGCAGGGAGUUGGACUGUGCCAGCAGUGUCCGCUCAACAGCCGCUCCACCAUCGAGGCCGCCACCCUGUGCGCAUGUCGGAACGGCUAUUACCGCGGUGAUAUGGACAGUCCUGCGGAUGAGUGCACCAGCGUCCCCUCAGCUCCUCGUAAUGUGGUUUCGGUUGUCAACCAGACCUCAGUGCGGCUGGAGUGGCACCCACCGCGUGACACUGGGCACCGCCAUGACCUGUCCUACAACGUGUUAUGUCGCCGCUGUCACAGCAGUGAGUGGAGGGCAUGUCAGCCAUGCGACGAUGGCGUGAGAUACGUUCCGGGCAAACGAGGAUUAAAGGACACACAGGUGGAGAUCAGCAAGCUGCGAGCCCACACAUCGUACACCUUCGAGAUACAGGCUGUCAACGGAGUUUCCAACAGGAGCCCUUACCCCGCCCAGCAACUGUCAAUCAACAUUACAACCAAUCAAGCUGCUCCCUCAGUAGUUCCCAUAAUGCACCAAGUGAGCUCAACCAGCCGCAGUUUCUCGUUGUCAUGGCCACCACCUGAACAGCCCAAUGGAAUUAUCCUGGACUACGAGAUACGAUAUUAUGACAAGUCCCAGGCAACAGUGCUGAACAGUUCAAUGAUCCAGAGUGAAAAACCCAAUGUGGUUCUGGAAGGGCUGAGGCCUGGGACGGGCUACGCGGUCCAGGUGAGGGCCCGUACUGUGGCUGGCUACGGGGUCUACAGCAAAGAGAUGCUCUUCCAAACACUCACUGACGAUGAAUACAAGUCUGAGCUGGGCCAGCAGCUUUCCUUGAUUGCAGGCUCGUUAGUAGGUGGAGUGUGCAUCGUCUCGCUCGUAGCUAUCGCUGUUAUUUGUACCAGGAGAAGACAAUUGAAGGAGAGCGUAUAUGGUGACAAGCUGCAGCAGUACAAUGCAGGAGGAGAGGUCACGCUGAGACCUGACAUGUUCAGUGGCCCUGCCCCCACUGUGACCUUUCCAAGCCUGUCUGAGGGUCAUAGUUCACCAGGAGUCAAGAUCUACAUUGACCCCUUCACCUAUGAGGACCCCAACGAGGCUGUCCGAGAGUUUGCCAAAGAAAUCGACCCCUCCUGUGUCAAAAUAGAGGAAGUCAUUGGAUCAGGUGAGUUUGGAGAGGUGUACAAGGGCUGCCUGAAGCCUGUGGGGAAAAAAGAAAUCCUCGUGGCUAUCAAGACACUAAAAGUGGGCUACUCUGAAAGGCAGAGGAGAGACUUCCUGUCCGAGGCGUCAAUCAUGGGCCAGUUUGACCAGCCAAACAUCAUCAGACUGGAGGGCGUGGUCACCAAGAGCAGGCCCACGAUGAUCAUCACAGAGUUCAUGGAGAACGGCGCUCUUGAUUCUUUUCUCAGGCAGAAUGAUGGACAGUUCCCAGUGAUCCAGCUGGUUGGUAUGCUGAGGGGCAUUGCGUCUGGAAUGAGGUACCUGGCUGAGAUGAGUUAUGUUCACCGUGACCUGGCAGCCCGGAACAUCUUGGUCAACAGUAACUUGGUGUGUAAAGUGUCUGACUUCGGCUUAUCGCGAUAUUUGGAAGAAGACACCUCUGACCCCACCUACACCAGCUCACUGGGUGGUAAAAUCCCCGUGCGGUGGACGGCUCCCGAAGCUAUCGCCUACAGAAAGUUUACGUCAGCAUCAGAUGUCUGGAGUUAUGGGAUUGUCACCUGGGAAGUGAUGUCAUACGGCGAGAGGCCUUACUGGGAUAUGAGCAACCAGGACGUGAUUAAUGCCAUAGAGCAGGACUUCCGGCUGCCGGCGCCGAUGGACUGCCCAGUUGUUCUGCACCAGCUGAUGUUGGAUUGCUGGCAGAAAGACAGGAACGCACGGCCAAAGUUCCCCGAUAUUGUCAGCAUGUUGGACAAAAUGAUUCGCAACCCUGCAUCUCUUAAAGCCGGAACCAACAAUGUGGCUCCCGGUCCUUCCCAUCAUCCCUUGUUGGAUCGCGGUGCUCCGGACCUGAGCCGGGUGAACUCUGUGGAAGACUGGCUGGCUGCCCUGAAGAUGACCCAGUACAGAGACUCCUUCCUGGGUUCUGGUUUUACCUCUUUGCCCCUCAUCACACAAAUCACUGCUGAAGACCUGCAGAGGAUCGGAGUGUCUUUAGCCGGACACCAGAAGAAAAUCCUGACCAGUGUUCAGUCAAUGAGACACCACGUUGACGACCAGUCUCCAACUGAAUCCGUGUGACUGCCCAGCAUCGGCGAUGUGAAACAUUCUGAGCGGUGUCCAGUGAGCGAGGGAGCGAGCAGGCUGUUCGCUCAUCUCACCACAGUUUAGGAAAUA